Amoebophrya sp. A25 is the source of this 2550-nucleotide messenger RNA. The record is from the annotation of a GenBank genome assembly. NCBI's taxonomy places the organism in Eukaryota, Dinophyceae, Syndiniales, Amoebophryaceae.
GCAACAGGUCGGCGGUCGGCUCCAAGAUUACAAUUAAGGCGUUUCAUUUCUUGUGUCAUUUUCUGAAGCAUGGCGACACGCGACUACAGAGUCGCAAAAUCUUUGUAGCCGUUAUGCUUGUCCUCUGUCUUGUAUCUUUAGAGCUGCCACAGCCACUAACUCUGUUCGUCAUUAUUGAUGGGCAUUGUUCAACACUAGAACGAAAAUGAAUAUUCUUCUGUCGUUGUACAUUCCAUGUUUAAUACACUCUCGCCUUACAUCUACAGGUACAGCUAGGGUUAAGAAAAUUUCGAUAUGAGUUCGUUGUGUACUUCCAUUUCCACCACCACCGCCGCCGCGUCCGCACGACGCGGCCCUCGUCUAAUAUCCGGGCGUGUGUCUAGCUCUGUUUGACAAGCUCGUGGAGACAAGUUCACAGGUGCUGACAUUAAGGCUACAAGAAAUCUCCCAUUUUCAGAGGCAUCUUGGUCCUCCCGUUUUUUUUUGAAGGGACGAAAAGGAGACCCAACAGGAUGCCGCUGAAGAUGGACCUUACUUGGUUCUAACGACAGACGAACAGCUGGAAGAGAUUGUCGGAAAAUGUCCUCUGGAUGAAAAAACGGACGAGGAAUUUAAUCAAAUGUUAUGGCUUGUCGUGUCAAGAUUUUACUUAAUUUCUUGAAUAGUACUGCUUUGAGCUUAUGCUCCUUUUCUACGCAUGAGGUAAGGUGUUCCUGGCGAUCUUCAUUAAUCUCUAUCUCCCUCAUAGCCUACGUGUAUCCCUACACGCAACUUAGCUGGUUUUACUUAUUUUUCCCUCCUAGUUGGCUGUUGGUGUUGACAGUAAGUGCGGGAAGCGUGAGGUAAGCGGAUUUGAUAGGUGUACAGCUAGAGCAUGUUCACGCACUGAGUUCUCUGCUUCAACAAAGCUUAACUUCGUGGAUAGUAGAGCCGGCACUGCCACUGGCUCAUUCUCUUUCUGUAGACGUGAACGUAGAAGGUAGGUGUGAAUGUUGCUUAGCUAUUAUCAUUGUUCGUAGCUAACCGAUAUCCUAGAUUGGUUUCAUGACUGCUGUAUUUUCAUUCCUUUUAGUUAUUUUACUAGAAACUAUGUUGUAUUUCGUAAGAGUCAAUGAACUACAUGAGAAGAUGCUCGCCUCUGGCUGCCACUGCCAUCACAACGCCUUGUACGAUUACUAUCAGGAAACAUCAAACUUCUUCUAAGGUAUCUUGAUAUCUGUCUUGAGGAAUACACGCGGGCUCGUGAAGAAAGCAGAUCAAACUGGGUUGCUAGAAAAAAUUAUGGCACCCACUAUGAUGCAGGAGGUGGCGCACUCUUUUCCUACACUCUGCCGCCCACAGGGAAAUUGUACUUGUAGAUGUAGAAGGACAUGGAUAGUAGUCCAUAUGAUGAUCAUCAUGAAUCAGUAGAACAUGGUUCAUCAAGGUAGCAAAACAAGUGAAUGAAAACAAAAUCCGAAUCUCGUCCAUCUUGUGUCUGAUCAUGUUAACUGGAAUUUUGAGUUGACAACCUCUAAUACAAAGCGCAGUUGGAGAAGCAACAAGCAGACGCAGCUUCAGAUCCGCAGCGCGCCAAUUAUGGAAUCAUUGAAAAAUAGUCAAUGAUGUAGAUGUUCGUACUACGUUGUGUACGUUUUCUAGAUUGAUUUUCUUGAUGUACGGCAAUGUAAUGUUCGUUCAAUGCCAUAUAUUGAUCUCUGUAUACCAUUAUCGCCUUUUUGUUUCUAUUUCGGCACUUUCCAGUUCCACUUCCAGUAUUAUAUAGCAGGAUUAGAAUCUGAAUCCUGAGAGUGAGAAAAGCAAAUGUUGACACGCCCUCAUUUUUUUCUAAUACUAUGCCGCGGUUACCUCAGCGAGUAUUUUGCUUGAGCUUGACAAGGCCGUGGAUGAGGAGAUAUGGCAGCCGCGCCGUCUUUUUCUGCGGCAGUGUGUGGAGGAUCUUCGGAAGGUUCUAGUCUAAGGUAUAUACUCAGAAUCUCAAGCGCUUCAACAUGCAAUGGAACGACGUCUUGAGUUUUCUUGUUGGGGUAAUGGGUUCUUGGAGGUGAUUCUAUUCCUAGAAGUCAUCCACAUCCAGUGUGGAAAAUCCGUCGAGACGCGCUUAAGUAGUUUUCCAAUGUUGGGUACUAGGCAAGUGCGAAAACAAAUUCCUUAUCUUCAUGUUGACAUCACGCCUAUAUUUAUAUAUCCUUAUCGAAAGACGCAUUAUUCUGAGAAUCCAAGAUUACAGGCUUUCAGCCACCCUUGGAAGAUGUGAGGCGUGACUGCGUAUUUCAAUUGGAAGAUGUGAAGCGUGACUGCGUAUCUCAACAAGGAUGGAUCAUAAAGGAUUUCUCUCUCAUGCGCGUUCGACGUGCUGGACAAUUGAAGAGUAAGUACUCUGUAUGAAAGCGAAACUGGUUUUCGCGUCCGCAAUUACUACAGUGACAACGAAAAUCAGUAUCCGUAAUUGUCGUGAGGAAGAGGUAAAAAAAAUGGUGAUGCUGAUGACCAAGAACUACAUGAUAAAUUCCUCUUUGUGCCUGCCUGCCGCAUUGGUGUCUGCUGUAC